GUCUGGCUCCAGUCCCAGUAGGACAAACCGGUCCUCCUGCUCCCGCUAAAGCCGCCAUGGCUCUCAGCCAACCGGGGAGAAUCAGGAAGUGACGCCGCUCGUAGCGCACGGAAGACCCGGGACUGGCGCGCCAAAUUUCAAAGCACUUCCUCCCGGUCGAAGGCGACAGCCCGCACUGAAACCCGCACGGAAACCUCCAGGGACCGACGGAGACGCGAAAAUAAUCCGUAAAAGUUGAAUUUAGCGGCGGUGUGAGUGUUGAGGCGGCUGCCUGAGGCGCGGAUGCGGGGAUUGGAGCUGCAGGUCGCGGAUGAAGACGCUGCGCCGCUCUGUCAUUGUUGUAAGUGGAGCCUCUGACUUUCAUCCUAACAAGGAACUAACGACAGCGAGCUGGAGCCUCCCUGCUGCUAAACUCACUCCAAUCAGCCCAAUCCGGGUGAAAACUGUUUGAUACCACAGGAUUGAGAUUGAUCAUCAGUUUUGCCCUCUCAGGCUUGAACCUCCAGUGAUUUUCUCUCUUUUAAAGUAGAUUUCAAAGUAAAAGUCCCAGCUGCAGGUUUUGGCGUUUAAUCCGUCCAUCUUGGCGUUGCAUUAGUGACGCUGUGACUCGCCUGCCGUCCACGUUCACGUGCCUCUUGGUGUUUGAACUGGCAGCUUUGCAGUCCCCUCUCCGCAGGGGAUUUGGUCUGUGUGAGCCGGGGCUCAUAAAGCAGAGCAGGAGCUCAUUUCCACCAUCUUCCACUCGCUGCAGAUCCUCAUUACUCAUUCAUUUAUGCGCAGCGUGGCGGCCGCUCUGCAUGCUAAUGGAAGCACCUGUUGCUGAGCGCCGCUGCACCUGACUGUGACCUUCACGUUUCUAUCCGCCGGCUCGGCGUUCUGCUCCGACUCUCAGCUUGGCUGCUCUCCACUUGCUCACAGGUGUGUCUGGAAAUGGAUCUGGGCCGGCUGUAGCUCAGGGCCGGUCACAAAUCGGGGGGCGGCCUCAGCCAUGCUGAACGGGGCGCAGCCGUGCUUCCAGCUGCUGCGGAUCGGCCUGUCCACAGGCGACUCUGCGCGGGACCUGUACACGUUCCGGCCGGGGCUGAGCCGCUCCGUGUUCCGCCUGGGCCGCGCCGCCGAGCUGUGCGACGUGACGCUGGACUCGGCUUCGGUGUCGCGCAUCCACGCAGAGCUGCACGUCGAGAAGGAGGCGAGCGAAGGCGACGAGGAGGCGCCGGCGCCGCAGGAGGAGGGCUGGAGGGUUCACAUCAAAGACAGGAGCAGCCACGGAACCUGGGUGAACGAGGUUCUGCUGCAGCCGGGCGUCCUGUGGGAGCUGUCAGACGGAGACACGCUCACCUUCGGCGAUCAGUCAGCUCCAGGAAGUCCAGAGUUCUACUUCCUCUUCCAGAAGGUCAAAGUUCGUCCCCUGGACUUUGAUGCCAUCACGAUUCCAAAGGCAGGAACGUUUUCCUCUGACUUACAGAACCGCAUCAGGACCAACUUGGACCGCAAAUCAGCCGACAACCUGGACCUCUCCAAGAUGUCCAUCAACCGGGCCACGGUCAUCCUGAACUCCAUCGGCAGCCUGAGUAAGAUGAAGGGCCGGGCCUGGACCUUUCAGAGGAGCCACAGCCACGAGGGGGCCGUGUCUGACCCAGGGACGCCGUCCUCCUCCUCACCGGUGGGCUUCUCCUCGCUGCUUCCCUCCACCACGCGCCCGGCGUUUUCCUCCAGCGCCGCCGUUCCUCUGAAGCCCCUGCAGACGGCGUCCAGGAGCAGGAGGAAGUCUGCUCACACCGUGCUGCUGGAGGACGACAGCUCCGACGAGCCGCGAGGGCGAGGAGCUGUGACAGGAGUGGUGGAGGACGGACAGAGAUCGAGACCAAAGAAGAGACGGAGACUCUACAAAUCUGAAUCUGAAGGUUUCAGUUCUCCUCCGCCUCCGCAGCCCAAACUCCACGGCGACAUCCGCCGUCCGCUGGAGACCAAGCCCUUCCCGGUGGGCGUCCGGACCAUCGGCAGCUUCCACGGCGCCAUGACCAACAGCCGGCUGAACCAGCAGCUGCUGCAGGCGUCCUUCACCAGCGUGGUUCCCCACAGACAGGAAGUGGACACCGCGCACCGCGUCAAAGUGAACGGAACCAUCGCCGCUUUCCGCCAACAGAAACCGGUGGCGCAGCGAGGCAGGCGGAGGGCCAACAGCUCGCCGGUGUUCUCCCCCCUGGUGGUGGGAGGAGAGAACUACAGCCUGGCUUCGCCCACAGUGAGGAUUCGCACCGACGACCGAGGAAGGAUGCAGUUCAACCGAUUCCACCAUCAGACAGCUAAACGUCGCGGCCGGCCCAGAAAACACCCGCUCCCCCCUCGGCCCUCGCUGCCCUCUCCCUCCUCCUCCUCCUCCUCCUCCACGUCUUCUGCCUCCUCCUCCUCCGGCUCGUCCUCGUCCUCCUCCGACGAGGAUGACGAUGAAGAUGAGGACGGCGGUGUGGCGGCGGGGCCGGUGGAGCCGUGCGCGGCGCUGCGCUGCCGGCUGCCGCAGCAGGACACGGUGCAGUGGAUCCAGUGCGACGUGUGCGACGCCUGGUACCACAUCGACUGUCUGCAUGUGGACCGGAAGAAGCUGCUGAUGGAUCCCAACGCCGACUUCCACUGCGGCUGCCGCUGAGGCGACCCGGAGGCCCACGGAGCAUUUGCACCCCUAAAUGUUUAAUUCUUUUAGUGCUAAAAACAUGAAAUGAAAACUAGAGCAGCAGCUUUCAGAGCCGCUCUGGAGCUUCAGAGGAAAACUAAUGAAAUGUCUCUGCCUGGAGAGCCGGGAUCAGGACGGGAACGCUCCAUGAAACGUUUAAGCCCCGUCCCGCUGCGUUCAGGAACAUUAAUGAAAUGUUUUUUAACAGAAUAAACUUUCCUCGGAUCGCCCCCGUUUGCUGACGCAGCCGCCACACAGAUGAUCAGACUUUCCUGGGUGGGAGCGGCGUGGGCGGCGGCGGAGCAAUUAAAACGUGUCAGCAGGCUGCUGCAGCUGCUGAGACGAGCUCUCAGGACGAUCAUCUGAUGUUUGAAAGCACUUCUGCAGGAGCAGCUGCAGGAUUUAAGGAGGAUUGUGUUUUUAUUAAAAUGCAUAGCUGCAGCUGGUCAGAGAAUAUCUCCUAACCACUGAGAUGAUGUGAAAUAUGAACUCCUGAUGGGGGGAAGCAGAUGCUCCGUUCUGGGCCUGAUGGGCUGCUUAGGUGUUUAUGCCACAGAUGAUUUUAUGAUCUUUUCAGCUCACAUUUUCAUAGAUUCCUCACACUACUGAAACUUUAAGCCAAAGUUGGUCGGUUUACUCUGAUUGUAUUCAACUUUUCACAAUCUUCCUUCUGAAUUUCUCUUCUGCUCAAAAAUCUAGCAGGUUUAAAAAAAAUGUAUAAAAAAAUUAAAAUGGGAGAAAAUGUUGGGAAAAAAAGAUCCUUUGUUCAUUUUGAAAGUAGGAAAACUAUAAAAAUAAAAUCUACAUUUUGUUUGAGUGGAGUUAAGUUGCUUCCUCUCCACUCAUGUUAGAUUUUCUGUUUUGUGUUUUAUU
Molecule: messenger RNA, 3544 nt
Organism: Gambusia affinis (western mosquitofish)
Lineage: Eukaryota; Metazoa; Chordata; Actinopteri; Cyprinodontiformes; Poeciliidae
Gene: tcf19l
Product: transcription factor 19 (SC1), like
Exons: 6
Coding region: 989-2647 (552 amino acids)
Biological process (GO): regulation of gene expression
Cellular component (GO): nucleus
Molecular function (GO): protein binding
Source: RefSeq, a predicted model, not a curated record